AUGGCAAGUUACUUUAACAUAAACGAAUUCAGUGUAGAACAACUUUUGGCUCUCAAUAGUAUCAUAGACAGUGAUGAGGAUAUGGAUGCAAGAGUAGAAGACAUCUUGGAGGAUAGAAACUACAGGAUUGCUCCUGAUGAUAAGGGUGAGAGUCCAUUCCAAGGAGAAAGACAAUUCGUAGAUGAAUACGAUCGUGAUAUGGAAACAAAGAAACCAAGACGUAUUCCUAAAAACUACAAGGGUAAAAGAGGAAUUAUGCCAACAUGGAAGUACUCUGACAGACAAAAAGCUAAGGCGCUACUUGUAGAGGAAGCAUACCAGAGUUUACUGUCUAAGGGAGUUCAAGGACUUCCACCAACAAUGGGAGGUAGAUGGCGUACAGAUAAUGUUCUUGUUAAUGAGGAAAUUAAGAGAAUCGAAAACGAAAGGAAUCCUAAGGUAAAGCGUCCCAAAGGUAGACCACCAAAGGCAAAGGUUGACGCUGAAGUGAAGGUGCCAAAAAAGAGAGGUAGACCACCAAAGGUAAAGGUUGAUGCUAAGGUCAGGAAGCAAACUGUAGCAGAAAGAUUCUUGAAGCAAAGGAAGUUAAAACUCUCAGUGCCUGCAGAUAGUGUUAUAACUCCAACAGGUCCAGGUAAGUUUACAAUUCGCGUGGAUCUUAAUAAGAGACCUGUGAGGAAAGCUCCUGAGGUGCCUAAGGGUGUAGCUCCAUGGAGACCGAUACCUAAGCCUAGAACGGUACUUCCCAGGGAAAGACCUGUACCGAAACCUAGAACUAAGCUUCUUAAGAAAAAACCUGUACCGAAACCUAGGAAUAGGAAACCAGUGUCUCCUCCCAAAGUCCGUAAGCCUGUAAGAGUGUCGAGGGAAGUUAAGGAGCAGCCUAUAGUGGUUACACCAGAGGAACACGAAAUAGAUCCAUUCGGAACAGACCUUGAAAAGCCAUUCCACAGGAAAAUUGAAACAGCCGCAAAUGGAGCCGCCGUGACUUACUCGAUAACUCCUCAUUAUAUGGACCCCCUGGAACAGAUGACUGCAAGUAGACAGGUAGUGAGAGGAAUACUUGUGAAUGAGUUGAAGAGAAUGGGUGGGUUGAAGUACACAGAGACUAUAAAGGUAAGAAUGUCAAAGGAAAUUGGUGACGGGAAAACCAAGAAGGACUCAAUAUACUUCAAAUCUAAGACUGGUACUGCAACUAACUUCGAGGACAUUGAAAGUACUGCUGCUCAAAACCAACUGACGAUAUUGUCCAGAAUUGAAACCGGAAAAAUAGAUGUUGAAAAGGUUACUGAAGAAAAAAUAGAACCUAGCUGUGUACCAGUAAGAGUGGAAGAAAAAAGUGAGGAGUACUACCCCAGAUUACCAUUUAAGGUUGUGGUGCCUGCUAAAAGGUGGAAGUUCAAAAAACUGCAGCCGUUAAGAAUGCUUGUGCCUGAUAUUAAUCACAUAAGGAACAACCUGGAUAUACUACCUCCAGAAUCAAAGCAAAACUUGAAAAUGUUAAUAAAACUAAAAAUGCAGGCGUUAGGUUUGGCGCUUAAGAAGUAGCUUCUAAAAUGGGUAUUGUGGAGGUUGUAUAAGGUACUAAUCAGUGCUUUAAAAUUAGGAUCUAACAAUUUUAUGGAAAGGAUGUGUGUACCCCGACCCCAAAGAGAGAAUAAAAGUUGUCGAAGAGGCUUUGGAAUAG
This is a messenger RNA of Paramuricea clavata, 1687 nucleotides long. The record is from the annotation of a GenBank genome assembly. NCBI's taxonomy places the organism in Eukaryota, Metazoa, Cnidaria, Anthozoa, Malacalcyonacea, Plexauridae.